UCCAACGCAUACCUGUCACAUAUUCACAUCACGGCCUGGUUCCUGAAUCCUGAUGCGGAGAUGGCCGCCACCCAUCCCAGGCUUCGCCAACCACCGCGCCCUGGCAACAGCCGCGGUCGCAUCCCCCACCGACGAACUCGUCCGCCAGCACAACCGCUCUCUCGUAGCUCUCCUCCGCCGUGGCCGCUUGGCCGCGGCCCGUCGCCUCUUCGAUGCCCUCCCCGCCCGCUCCGUUGUGACCUGGAACUCGUUUUUGGCGGCGCUAGCCCGAGGCCGCGACGUAGCCGCCGCGCGCGCGUUUUUCGCCUCCAUGCCCGUCCGUGACGCUGUCUCGUGGAACACGCUCCUCGCCGCUUACUCCCGCUCGCUGAACUCCGAGCACCUCGCCGCCGCGCGCCGGCUGUUCGACGAAAUGCCCCAGCGCGACGCUGUGACAUGGAACACCCUCCUCGGCGCCUACGUGCGCCGCGGCCUCAUGGUCGAGGCUGAGAAGCUGUUCGACGAGAUGCCGCAGAGAAACGUGGCUUCUUGGAACACGAUGGUCACUGGGUUUUUCUCAGCUGGUCAGGUGAACAAGGCCCUUGACAUGUUCGAUGCAAUGCCCGUGAAGGACUCCGCAUCACUGGGCACGCUGGUGUCGGGGUUUAUAAAGAACGGCCGGUUGCACGAAGCUGAGGAGCUGCUGACAAAGCGCUUGAGGGUGACGGACAUGGACGAGGCUGUUGAUGCUUAUAAUACGCUGAUUGCUGCAUAUGGGCAGGUAGGGAGGGUGAGUGAUGCAAGAAGAUUAUUCGAUAUGAUACCCAGAGGGCAGUACCAGUGCAAGACGAACAACAUGAGGGUAUUUGCGAGGAAUGUUGUAUCAUGGAACUCAAUGAUGACGUGCUAUAUCCGAACUGGUGAUGUUUGCUCAGCUAGGGAAAUCUUUAAUGAGAUGCCGGACAAGGACUUGGUGUCAUGGAACACUAUGAUAGCUGGCUACACCAAGGUUUCAGAUAUGGAGGAAGCAGAAAAGCUGUUUUGGGAAAUGCCAGACCCUGAUAUAGUUUCUUGGAAUUUAAUAAUACGAGGAUUUACACAGAAAGGAGACGUUGAGCAUGCCCGGGGAUUUUUCGAUAGGAUGCCAGAGCGUGGAACCAUCUCUUGGAAUACAAUGAUAUCAGGUUAUGAGCAAAAUGGGCACUAUGAUGGUGCGAUCGAGCUAUUUACAAAGAUGCUAGAAGCUGGUGGAACGCCUGAUCGGCAUACCUUCUCUUCAGUUCUAGCAGCAUGUGCGUCACUCCCUAUGUUGCGCCUUGGAGCUCAGCUUCACCAACUUAUUGAGAAGUCGUUUCUUCCAGAUACUGCAACUAGCAAUGCACUUAUGACGAUGUACUCCAGAGGUGGGGCACUAACUGAUGCUGAAGCCAUCUUCAAGCAGAUGCCACAAAAAGAUUUAGUGUCCUGGAAUGCAUUGAUAGGAGGUUAUGAACACCAUGGUUGUGCUACAGAGGCCUUGCAACUGUUCGAAGACAUGAGAAGUGCUAGGGUUAUGCCAACACAUAUAACCUUCAUUUCUCUCUUAAGUGCAUGCGGAAAUGCUGGCCUUGUCUCUGAAGGAUGGAUGGUGUUUGAUACCAUGAUUCAUGAGUAUAGCAUUGCUGCCAGGAUUGAGCACUAUGCAGCACUUGUCAAUCUCAUAGGUCGACAUGGUCAGCUUGACGAUGCAUUGGAGGUAAUCAAUAGCAUGCCAAUUGCUCCAGACCGAUCCGUGUGGGGAGCAUUUCUUGGAGCCUGUACGGCAAAGAAGAAUGAACUGCUGGCUCACAUGGCUGCAAAAGCAUUGUCCAAAAUUGAUCCUGAGAGUUCUGCUCCAUAUGUUCUGAUUCAUAACUUGCAUGCCCAUGAGGGAAGGUGGGGAAGUGCAUCUGUGGUGAGGGAAGAGAUGGAACAGCAAGGUAUUCACAAGCAUCCUGGGUACAGCUGGAUUGAUCUGCACGAUAAGGUGCAUGUCUUCAUCUCAGGGGAUACCUCGCAUCCCCUUACCCAGGAGAUUUUUUCAGUCCUAAAAUGUUUUGACAUGUCAUCCAGAGAUUGGAGCUAGACGUGCAGCUGUUUACUGGCUUUUUGUGGCGUGCCAGUUUCACAAUCCAAGAAACAUAGGGAUGAGCCAGGCAAUUCAAGUGAGUU
Molecule: messenger RNA, 2169 nt
Organism: Brachypodium distachyon (stiff brome)
Lineage: Eukaryota; Viridiplantae; Streptophyta; Magnoliopsida; Poales; Poaceae
Product: pentatricopeptide repeat-containing protein At1g62260, mitochondrial
Exons: 2
Coding region: 53-2083 (676 amino acids)
Biological process (GO): RNA modification
Molecular function (GO): protein binding; RNA binding
Source: RefSeq, a predicted model, not a curated record